GCGGAGCCACGCACCGCGGCCGACCGGGGGCCCUCUAGAGAGGGGAGGAGCUGUACGCAACGCCGAGGCUUGGAUCCCGCAGCGGCGGCCUUUCCGGACCUACCGAGCAUAAAUGAUCCGAGAAGAGAACCGAAACCGCUCGUGAUCCGAGAGUCUGCGGGCUGUCAGCACCGACAAGGCGCUGAUUGUGGUGGAGGCGGCUCAGACCCGGGCAGGUACAGGAGCCUCGGAUCGGCUGACCCCACGGGCUCCGGGGCCCCCUCCUCCCCCCUGGUCCCAGGCGGCUGUCAGACCCUCAGCAUCAUGGACACCUCCUGGAGUAAUUUCCUCUUUCAGGCGGCGCCGACUCAGACCCAACCUGAGACGCCGCUCCAGUCCGAGCUGCUUCCUGAGCUGACGGGCCCGGCUCAGAGUCCUCCAGCGGAGCACAUCGUGACGCCGCCGUCUACCGUGGACACGGCGGCGCUGAGCGAGGAGCCGCUGCCUGUUAAGCCCCUCCCCAAACCCAGCCGGCCCGCCCACAUCUGCGCCACGUGCAACAAGGAGUUCAAGAACAGCUACAACCUGCGGCGGCACCAGUCCGUCCACACUGGCAUCAAGAUGAAGGACCGGGUGGUGCGGGACAAGGAGGACGUAGCCAAAGGGGGACGGCUGGAGAAACAGACCAUCCCCCUGUCCCUUCUUCAGCUCGCCCUGCCCCCUCAGGCUCCGCCUCCCAUCACCCUGGAGACCCUCCCCCAGCCCAUCCAGCUGACCAACCAGGAGGGCCAACCCAUCUCCGUGUCCAUAGCCCCGGCGACGGUGACCUUGGCUCCGCCGCAGCCCAUCCAGGCAGCCGUCGUCGUCGUCGGUUCUGUGGAGCAGAACCCCCUCCCCCUCCCGAGUGCCAACCAGGUGAGGAAGAACCACGCCUGCGAGGCCUGUGGGAAGGCCUUCAGAGACGUGUACCACCUGAAUCGCCACCGGCUGUCCCACUCGGACGAGAAGCCGUACUCCUGUCCCAUCUGCCAGCAGCGCUUCAAGAGGAAGGACCGCAUGAGUUACCACGUGCGCUCGCACCAGGGCGGCGUGGAGAAACCCUACAUCUGUCCGCACUGUGCCAAGGCCUUCUCCAGGCCGGAUCACCUGAACAGUCAUGUCCGACAGGUGCACUCCACCGAGAGACCGUUCAAAUGCACGACGUGCACGUCGGCAUUCGCCACGCGGGACCGCCUCCGUGCGCACCUGAUCCGUCAUGAGGAGAAGGUGCCGUGUCACAUCUGUGGGAAGCUGCUGUCGGCGGCGUACAUCACCGACCACAUGAGGGUCCACAACCAGGCGCAGCACCACGCCUGUCACCUCUGCAACCGCAGCUUUACCACCCUAACCUACCUGCGGGUCCACGCCCAGAAGCAUCAUGGCCAGGAGUGGAAGGAGAGCGGCGGGGCGCGGGGGGCCUUCGGUGGGGCGGGGGCCGGCGGGGUCCUGCUCUGCCAGCUCUGCGGGGUCCAGUGUAAGACGGCCACGCAGCUCCAGGGUCACAUGGGCACCCACGCCCAGCAGGGUGACCCCGACCCCGGCCCGACCAGCACCGGAUCCGUGGGUACCACCGAUGUUCCCGUCACCGUGUCCAGCCCGAGCGUGGUGGGACUGCUGGUUACUGACUGCUCCGGUAUCGCCCCCCAAACCCACAGCUAGCACUCUGCCAGGGGGAGGAGGCAGUGAGAAGGAGGCGGAGACAGAGCAGCUGGAACAGGACCAGCAGCGGAGGUUCGGACCUUGUUUGUUCUGAAUGCUGAAUUUUCUGUGGAGCGACUAAUCAGUUGGACAGACUCUCAGACGGUGGAGACGUUGGACAUGAAAGGAGACGCCUUCGUCCUCCAGAGAAGACAAAGACGUCAUCUUUUUAAUUCAGAUUUAACUGCCAUCAUGUGUUCGUUUUGUUGUUUUUAAACCGUUUAUAUUUCAUGAAGUCUCGUUUACGAUGAGGACGUUUGUUCGUCCGAGCCGGACCUGCAGGGUUCUGAUGGCAGAUAGACACUUUUCUACAGCCGGACCGGAUCGCCUUUUCCUGAACUCUGAAUGUGCUCCUCUGAUGCUCAUUUGUGCGUCUUGACCUCGGCGUGUGAUGUGUAGCUUCCUGUCAUAUGGUUGUAAUGAUGCGUAGCGCCUCAUCCACUUCCUGAAUUAAACGCA
This is a messenger RNA of Nematolebias whitei (Rio pearlfish), 2175 nucleotides long. RefSeq names its product myc-associated zinc finger protein. The coding region runs from base 304 to 1677 and encodes 457 amino acids. The record is from RefSeq and is a predicted model, not a curated record. Gene Ontology annotation, cellular component: nucleus. The transcript has 9 exons. Lineage: Eukaryota; Metazoa; Chordata; Actinopteri; Cyprinodontiformes; Rivulidae.